Messenger RNA from Spizellomyces punctatus DAOM BR117, 954 nucleotides. RefSeq lists its product as uncharacterized. Gene Ontology annotation, biological process: positive regulation of mRNA splicing, via spliceosome. Gene Ontology annotation, cellular component: spliceosomal complex. Gene Ontology annotation, molecular function: RNA binding. The transcript has 7 exons. The record is from RefSeq and is a predicted model, not a curated record. The coding region runs from base 71 to 775 and encodes 234 amino acids. NCBI's taxonomy places the organism in Eukaryota, Fungi, Chytridiomycota, Chytridiomycetes, Spizellomycetales, Spizellomycetaceae.
GGGAGAAAGUUUCUGAUCUCGACGAUCAACCCGGCAGCGUUUUUUUUUCAAGCAUUUUCCAACACUAGCAAUGAACGGCCACAGCGAACGGUCUCCACGGGCCCGGUCUGUUUCGCGCUCUCGCUCCCGCAGUCCUCGCGGUGAGAAAAAGCGAAGUGGUGGACGUGACCGCAGCAGGAGCCGCAGCCCUUCACGGGACAGGUACACAAAGCGGAGAUCCCACCGUUCUAGGUCGAGGUCAAGAAGUCGCUCCCGAUCUCCUUACGGCCGACGUGCACCUCCCCGUCCUCCCAGGGGACCUCGUGAAGACAGGGAACAUCCUACGCCAAGCAAAGUUCUUGGUGUGUUUGGGUUGAGUUUGCAUACACAAGAAGAAGACCUUGAAAGGCUCUUCAGCACUUAUGGCCGUAUCGAGAGCUGCACAAUUAUCUACGACCAUUGGACCCGGAAGUCUCGUGGCUUUGGAUUCAUUACCUUUGCGGACGUCGAAGGGGCUACUGCAGCCAGGCAGGAACUCAACGGAACGUUCCUGCAUGACCGGCCUAUGCGAGUCGAUUUCUCUUUGACUCAGCGGCCCCACAGCCCUACACCCGGCCGUUACAUGGGUAGGGAUCUCGACAGGGGAGGCUCACGCUCUCGAGGUGGCUACCGUCGCGAUUAUGACGAUCGCGACCGCGACUACCGUCGCCGUAGGGAACCAUCUUACUCGCCUCGUCGACGUCGGUCUCCGUCGCCUUAUCGCAGGAGGCGAAGCGCUAGCGUGGAUUCCCGUUGAUUUAGUGCAUUUGUCUGUGUCUUGAGUUUGAGUUUACAAGCUGUUGUUGCGCAGUGCGAUGUUAUUCCUGUGUAGCUGUACUUUUGCCUUCUCUCUUUAACAGAGUGACUCUAGCAGUUGCAUAAUUAUAUUUCUAUCGAUGAUGAUGGUAACUACAAGACUAUCUAAACAAAAAGCCC